UUUCCACUGGUUCCACCGAAGCCGCCCGCUCGUCUCGCUGCUAGAUGCCUGUGAGGCAGGCGAGGGAGGAAGCAGCCCGUGUUGCGCAGCAGAUCAGAGGAUGAUUCAUGUGUAAGAGACAGAGCUCGGUGCAGAUCAGGCAGCUGUUCGGACCCGCACUCAGAUCCAGGAUCAGCCCAGCCUCCUCAGAGCUGGAGACCCUCUCCCCGCCUCGCCUCUCGCCCCGUGACCCCCUCGGUGACAUGUACCCUGAAGAGAGCCGGGGCUCCGGAGGGGUGGCCGCCGUGGACUUCUUGGAAGGGACGUACGACUAUGCCGCCCCCAACCCCGCCGCGACGCCUCUUUACAGCCAGUCCGGCUACUACUCCGCUCCGAUGGAGACGAACGGACCCCCCUCGGAAGGCAGCCUGCAGUCUCUGGGCAGCGGGCCGACGAGUCCUCUGGUGUUCGUGCCCUCCAGCCCCAGACUCAGUCCCUUCAUGCAUCCGCCCAACCACCACUAUCUGGAAACCACUUCCACGCCCGUUUACAGAUCCAGCCACCAGGGAGCCUCCAGGGAGGAGCAGUGCGGCUCCCGGGAGGAGACGUGCGGCGUGGGGGAGUUGGGCGCCGGAGCCGGGGCCGGGGGGUUCGAGAUGGCCAAAGACACGCGCUUCUGCGCCGUGUGCAGCGACUACGCCUCCGGGUACCACUACGGGGUGUGGUCCUGUGAGGGCUGCAAGGCCUUCUUUAAGAGGAGCAUCCAGGGUCACAAUGACUAUAUGUGCCCGGCGACCAAUCAGUGCACUAUUGACAGGAAUCGGAGGAAGAGCUGUCAGGCUUGUCGUCUUAGGAAGUGUUACGAAGUGGGGAUGAUGAAAGGAGGUGUGCGCAAGGACCGCGUCCGCAUUUUACGGCGUGACAAACGGCGGACAGGCGUCGCUGAUGGAGACAAGGUCGUAAAAGGCCAGGAGCAUAAAACAGUGCCUCAUUAUGAUGGAAGGAAACGCAGCAGCAGCACAGGAGGAGGAGGAGGAGGAGGAGGAGGAGGAAGACUGUCUGUGACCAGCAUACCUCCUGAGCAGGUGCUGCUCCUCCUUCAGGGCGCCGAGCCCCCGAUACUCUGCUCCCGUCAGAAGUUGAGCCGACCGUACACCGAGGUCACCAUGAUGACCCUGCUCACCAGCAUGGCCGACAAGGAGCUGGUCCACAUGAUCGCCUGGGCCAAGAAACUCCCAGGUUUCCUGCAGCUGUCCCUGCACGAUCAGGUGCUGCUGCUGGAGAGCUCGUGGCUGGAGGUGCUCAUGAUCGGCCUCAUUUGGAGGUCCAUCCACUGUCCCGGAAAGCUCAUCUUCGCACAGGACCUCAUCCUGGACAGGAAUGAGGGCGACUGCGUGGAGGGCAUGACGGAGAUCUUCGACAUGCUGCUGGCCACCGCAUCCCGCUUCCGUGUGCUCAAACUCAAACCCGAGGAAUUCGUCUGCCUCAAGGCGAUUAUUUUACUCAACUCCGGUGCAUUUUCUUUCUGCACCGGCACCAUGGAGCCGCUACACAACAGCGCGGCGGUUCAGAGCAUGCUGGAUACUAUCACUGAUGCGCUCAUUCAUCACAUCAGCCAGUCGGGCUACUUGGCCCAGGAGCAGGCCAGACGGCAGGCCCAGCUGCUCCUGCUGUUGUCCCACAUCAGGCACAUGAGAAAAGAGGCCAGAUCAAACCUGAGAGCACUGACGACACAAUGCAGAAAGCUGGGUACGUUUGUUAUCCACGUCUGUCUCUGGAAAGGAGUUCGUUCUCUGUGCUUGCAGCUUUUUCUCUGAACUUGCUACUUGUUGAAUGUGUGUACUCGUCUGUGUUUUUCUAGCACUGUAGCUCAUGAACGCUGGGAGAGAAUCUAACGCUUUGAUGCACAGAUUUGUCUUGUAUUGUACAUCUCAGCCACAAACUGUUACUUUUCAUCCACAAAUUGACUGACUGCACAUUGAUUAAAUUGUCAGAAAGUUCAUUUUAAUGUUGAAUUCUGUGAAAAUUAAAAAGGCAAUUACUGUUUCUAUUUCA
Oryzias melastigma (Indian medaka) is the source of this 2034-nucleotide messenger RNA. RefSeq names its product estrogen receptor 1 (gene esr1). Gene Ontology annotation, molecular function: nuclear estrogen receptor activity; DNA-binding transcription factor activity; sequence-specific DNA binding. The record is from RefSeq and is a predicted model, not a curated record. Gene Ontology annotation, biological process: regulation of DNA-templated transcription; steroid hormone receptor signaling pathway. Gene Ontology annotation, cellular component: nucleus. Lineage: Eukaryota; Metazoa; Chordata; Actinopteri; Beloniformes; Adrianichthyidae.